This is a messenger RNA of Darwinula stevensoni, 960 nucleotides long. The record is from the annotation of a GenBank genome assembly. NCBI's taxonomy places the organism in Eukaryota, Metazoa, Arthropoda, Ostracoda, Podocopida, Darwinulidae.
AUGGUCCCUUCUCCUCCUCUAACUGUAACGACUUCUUCUACCACCCCUCCUCUGGAACCCAACAGCGUCACUCCCCCGUCAUACAGUCUGACUCCAGGAGGCUCUCAUUUUCAAGACAGCUUCCAAGCAGCUGAGGCACGGACAUACGAGCAACUCGGCCCACCUCCAUCCCACAUGAUCCCGGAUCCAUCUGCGCCCUUGCUGGAGGAGCCGAAGCAGCCAGGACCCACGAAUCACAUGAUCAUGACUCUAGUCAGUGCUGAAGAUACAGUGAAAAGCGAUUAUCAACUUCCUCCGCACCAGCGGCUACCAGCCUAUCUUCCCAACGGUGCGGUGAAACUGGAACCGAAUGAAAAUGUGGGAGUGAGGUCUCAACCUUGUCUGCCUGGGGACACCCACAACGGCAACAAACUGGAUUUUUUGAGCCUCCAACAGAUCAACUGCAUUUGCCAGACCCUGCAUCAGGCACACGAAAUCGAUCGCCUCGCCAAUUUUCUCAAUUCCCUUCCCAAGAACCUGUUGGUGGACGGAGGAGAAGAAGUGGUCCGUGCAAGAGCUACUGUCGCAUAUCAUCGAGGGGAAUAUCGGGAGUUGUACUCCAUCCUGGAGUCCUUUCAGUUCUCGUCAAGGCAUCACCCGGAACUCCAGAGUAUGUGGUUGAGUGCACAUUACAAGGAAGCCGAGAAGACCAGAGGUCGACCUCUGGGCGCAGUGGACAAGUACCGAUUGCGUCGCAAGUUCCCACUCCCCAAGACCAUCUGGGACGGAGAAGAGACUAUAUAUUGCUUUAAGGAGAAAAGUCGCAUGGUCUUGAAGGAGUGCUAUCAAAGGAAUCGCUAUCCGACUCCGGAAGAGAAACGGAAUUUGGUUCGCAAGACGGGACUCACGCUGACUCAAGUUUCUAACUGGUUCAAGAAUCGACGUCAACGUGACAGACCUGGACACCGAAGGUUCGUUUAA